AUGCCUGAGUCAGGUAUCAUCAGAAGGUUGACGAAACCAAAGGUUGCCGUACCACUGUGCGCUUCUGUUGCUUUAAUCGUGGUCGCCAUUCUAUUCGGUGUAUAUUGCAUAAGGAAUCCAACGUUUGCGUCUGACAUGCUCUCAACAAUGUCAUCCACACCGUCCAACGAUGCAGCUGCUGUUCCAGGCGAUCUCUCGCAGUCGUCUAACAUUUCUCGAGAUGGCCAUUCAACAGCUGUCAUUGUUACAUCAAAAAAUUCAACAGUAAACGGAAGUAUAGCAACCGCUAAAAGCGUCGCAUCAGACAACAGAUCUGGACCUGUCUAA
Anisakis simplex (herring worm) is the source of this 327-nucleotide messenger RNA. The record is from the annotation of a GenBank genome assembly. Lineage: Eukaryota; Metazoa; Nematoda; Chromadorea; Rhabditida; Anisakidae.